This is a messenger RNA of Macrosiphum euphorbiae (potato aphid), 933 nucleotides long. The record is from the annotation of a GenBank genome assembly. NCBI's taxonomy places the organism in Eukaryota, Metazoa, Arthropoda, Insecta, Hemiptera, Aphididae.
AUGUUGUCAGUUGCCAGUUCAUUCGAAACCAUCCACAAGGGACAAAUUCUUUCAACGGAUAUUGAUUAUUACAAUAAAUAUGUUUGUACUAGUUCUACGGAUGGCGUUAUUCAAAUUAUCGAUAGUGACAAACCAGACGUGUAUGCACCGGUGAUACAAUUACAAGAACACGUUGGUCCUGUAUGGCAAGUAAGGUUUUCACAUCCAAAAUUUGGAUUUUUAGCUUCGUGUGGAUCAGAUUGUAAAUUAAUUGUACGUACAACUAAUGACAAGGGUGAGUGGAAGGUUGUUUAUCAAUAUGAUGGACACAAAUCAUCAGCGACUUCAAUAGAUUGGGCGCCGUAUAAAUCUGGAGCAAUCAUAGCUUGUUCAAGUGUUGAUGGUACUAUUUCAAUACAUGCUCUAAAUAAUAAUGAUUGGUCUGUAUCAAAGAUCCCUAAUGCUCAUGUAAAUGGAGUUAACUGCAUCAGUUGGUCGAAUGAAUUAUUCAAUAAUAAUUUGCUAUUAGUUAGCGGAGGAAAUGACAAUAAGAUCAAAAUAUGGCAAGGUCAAAUAGGUAUGUGGAACGUUAAGUAUGAAUCAGACAAUCAAUUAUCUACUAUCAAGGACAUAAGUUGGAGUCCAACUCCUGGUCUGUACAAUCAUGUAAUUGCUAGCUGUGCCUCGAAUGGUAGAGUAUUUGUAUGGGGAAGUGAUGAUUGUUUUGAUUGGGCACAAACAGAAAUUGACCCCGAUAACAUGCAAAAACAAAAAGUUAGUUUUUCUCGUUUUGGAACUAUGUUAUCUGUUACAAUGAACAGUUAUGCUGUACAACUUUGGAAACAGAUCGAUAAACAAACUUGGAUGUGUAUGGAUAAUAGUAUUACAAACAGAAAAACUUUAGAUCGUCAAAACAAAAAUGUUAAUCAAGAUAUAUUUGCUUCUAUUGUUUAA